This is a messenger RNA of Mesocestoides corti, 2652 nucleotides long. The record is from the annotation of a GenBank genome assembly. Lineage: Eukaryota; Metazoa; Platyhelminthes; Cestoda; Cyclophyllidea; Mesocestoididae.
AUGUUCAGUUCACCUGUUCUGUCAGUUUGUAAUGAUGAUGUUAAUUUGGCGACACAAAAUCAAGCUGACUAUCGCUUAUCUGUCGAUAGUCUGGGUGAAAUGAAAUCAGGCGAUCAGCUAUCCCUACCGCCCACCAAAGUUCGUUGGUUUUACAAGGAUGGAACGUCGAAAAAAUGGAUUCCAUUCUGUGGCUACGAUUCAAUCAAUAUUGAAAUACAUUAUUUGCGUUCAAUCACGUUGAAGUCUGCUGCAUAUUCUGACAGAAAGUCAAGAACUUCAUCUCAACAAAGUAAACCUCUUCUUGUUCGGGAAGGUCUUUACGAGGUGAACAUCCUCCUAAGGCAAUGUUUUCCCGUGUAUUGGGAAGCACCGGCCGGAUCAACCGAGAUAUUGCGAGGAACUUGGUUCAAAGAUCCUGGUGGACCACAAUGUGUUCCUAUUGACGACGAAUCGAUUGCAGAACAACUUGAAAUGACGCAUAUUUCUCUUAUGAGGCGUUUGGCGGUGUCUGACGCACCUGCAUCUGGUAAUAAUUUACCUGAAGUUGAAAGCGACGCUGAUGGUGAUGCAGAAGUGGCAUCUAGGCAUACCUCCAUCUUCUCAGCUCAACCAAAAUCUCCGCCUGUGCACACCUUGAAAUUUGCGGACUGCCAUGUGGACUGGCUCUCCUUGGACGAGGUCUACCUCUACGCGGAGACGGCUAGCUUCUACAUUCGCCAGAAGUUGGGCAUGCAGAAGGUUGGCACCCGCCUUGGUCGCGGCUACUACGAGGAAGCGGACCUCAGCGCUGUGCCCCCGGUCUUCUCGCACCUCUGUUUUGUGGUUCAUGGCAUGGGCCAAAAGUACCUCAAGGGAUCAAUUAUAACAGCCUGUGAUGGCAUUCGUGAAACGGCGAGAAAAUUGAUCGACUCCUACUUCCCCGACAUCAGCGCCUCUGAGCAUCGUGUUGAAUUCCUGCCGGUUGAAUGGCGCAACUCCCUUCGUCUAGACGGCGACGUCGUCGAUUCCAUCACCCUUGGCAACCUAGCACGCCUUCGCACAUUCCUGAAUUGCACCUUCAUGGACAUAAUGUACUACACCAGUCCACUGUACCGCUACGAGAUUAACCAGAGCCUCCUUGUCGAGCUGAAUCGCCUCUACUGCCUCUUCUGCGAGCGCCAUCCCUACUUCGAGGCCAACGGCGGCAAAGUGUCCAUCCUGGCGCACUCUCUGGGCAGUGUCAUUUCGUAUGACCUCAUCACCGGUUGGAUUGAGCCUGUGCCUCAACACCUCCAGCCGUCUCUCCACGUGGACAAGCAAACCGACGUCCACACGGGUAGGUUGCCACCCGGACCUGCAAUUGACCAAUCGCCUGCGUGCACUGUCAAGCUCAGCCAAUCAGAUUCCUCCCUGCUCGAAUGCCUGUCUAACCAGCCUAUGAACUGCUGUAGGAUCUCGGAGUUACUCAUUGCAGUUGAUGGCGAUUUGCAGUCCAACGGGACCGACAACAGCCUGUCCGAGUCCUCUGUCCUUCUGGCCAAACUGGAGGCAGCCAAAGAAUGUGAAAUGCCUCGAGACGCAGUUGGAGCGUCAGCAGCUCAACGAAGGCUCUCGCAGAUCGCCGACAGACCCCCAUUCGCUGGUUUUCGCCUCUCGAACGAUGCUAAGAGUCUCUUGGUUGUAAAAUGCCUCGUCUCUCCUGAACCCCCCCUCCCUCCCUUCCAAACACGAUCUUCAUCACUCAACUCAAUCUCCAUCAAUGUAACCACCGUAGUCGAGAGAUCUCAAAAUCUGGCCAAUCACAAGGCAGCUCUUGCUAUCCCCUGCUUCUCCAUUUUGCAGCUGCAAAACCUGUUUUGCAUGGGCUCGCCACUGGCGGUGUACCUGACGCUGCGCGGCAUUCGUCCCGGCCAGACGGGCUGUCCGGACGCGGUGAUGCCGCGGUCCAAGUGUCCCCACAUCUACAACGUCUUUCACCCUGCCGAUCCCGUGGCGUACCGACUGGAGCCACUGCUCAUGAAGCGCUACUCGACGAUUCCGCCCGUGGAGAUUUACCGUUGCACCGACCCCUCCAAGGUGCCUUACGACCUUGUCCACGCCAAUUCCACGUCCAACCAGCAGCUCAUCUCUCAACACUCCUUACCGGCAGGGAUUUCCUACAUUGACGAGGCUCUGCAUAAUGGUUCUCUCACCAACGAUAUCAGCAGUUCGUCGAUGGAAUCCCUGACCUACAUUGGCACCUUCAUGUUGGGCUUCUUCAAGAGUUCAACAGAGGCGGAACCCGCUGCCUCACCCCCGCCGCCGGUGUCGCCGAAGCGGCAGAAGUCCUCCUCGCCCACGUCGCCAACACCCACUGACCCCGAAGCCUCGUCGUGUCUGGAAGCGGAGGAGGAGCAAGUGACCUUCGAGCUGCCGGCGUCGUCGCAUCCCAGCGAAGACGACGUCAGCACCAGAGCCAACUCCACCUCGCCCCCGCCCACCGAGUUGGACUCGCCGGUGCCACUCCACUACCGAAUGGACUACCAGCUGAAGGAGAGUCGCUAUGAGAACGCCUACCUGUCCGCACUGACUGUCCACACUGGCUACUGGUCCAACGCCGAUCUGGUCAUGUUUGUGCUCAUGCAGCUCUUCCCCGAAUCCACGCCUGUCGACUGCCCCAUGCCGACGCUCUGA